Messenger RNA from Podarcis muralis (Common wall lizard), 1926 nucleotides. RefSeq names its product macrophage mannose receptor 1-like. The record is from RefSeq and is a predicted model, not a curated record. NCBI's taxonomy places the organism in Eukaryota, Metazoa, Chordata, Lepidosauria, Squamata, Lacertidae.
AGACCCAAACCCGGGACGUGCGUCAUCUGGGACCCGCUCCUAGGCAAGUCACGUUGCUUGCACCUCGUUCUCACCUUGAGGAAAGCCCCGGGAAAAGCGCUUUUUAUUUUUUUUAGGAGCUAGAGCGUAGCUUGAGAUCGCGGAACCCAAAAUGGCCGCCAUGAUCUCGGAUUAAAAAAUGGGAUGCACUUGGCAGUUAUGGAGCAGGAGUUCAAUGAAUGGAUGCUCCUCAGGGAACACCUGUGCAAUGCAGGAUGGAGACCAAACAGCUCUUGUUUGUUCUCUGAGAUCUGGUUUCCAAAGUAAGGAAGGACCUGUCUCCAGCUCAGCGCCCUAGGAAGACAGGAUGUUUCUGUGCCUAUGCCUCAAUUUGAAAGUCAAAUAUUCUUUCCUUUCCUUUCGCAUAAUCUUGUGGACAAGGCUGUUGCCUCAGGUGGAAUCCUGACCAAAACUAGGUCCUUCUCUUCAUCAUUCAGACACACCUAGGCUUUAAGUCUCCCAAGCAAGGACAUAAUUUCCCAGAAGUUGACUUUCGCAGCCUAGCACCUCGGCACUUUUUGGGCGCUUGGAACCUGCCUGGGUUUGAAGAAACCCCUUUUGCAUCGCUAUGAAGCUUUUCUUGUCGGCUAUCCUUCUAGGGGUCGCCAUGGCAUCGCUCCUGUCCUCAGACCGCGAAUACUUCCUCAUCCAGGACCCGCAAACCAUGCUCGGAGCCCAUUGCUACUGCCUUCGACAGGGCACCCGGCUGGCAGGUUUCCGGGAUGACAGGGAUAUGGAGCAGGCUGCCUCCCUCUGCCCCAAUUGCUCGUUCUGGAUCGGGCUGUACCGCCAGGGCCUCUCCUGGGUCUGGCUUAAUGGUGACCCCUAUAAGUUUACGCAGUGGAGCCCAGCAUCCAGGACUUCGGAGAGCUGUGCGGUUAUGAACGAGAGCCUGUGGUAUCAAGAGAAAUGCCUCCAGAAGCAUCCUUUUGUGUGCUGUAAAGGGCCUACAGGUGCUCUUCCUUUUCUUCUCCAACUCCUGCUAAACUGCCGCUCCAUACCUGACCAGAAGGACGUGUUGACUCCUGCCCCGCAGUCGACCAUCGCUGUGACUUCCCCUCCCACAGCAAGUGGUGCAGCUUCAGAUUCCUGGAUACCUGUGACAAGUAAACGGUUCUCAGCCGGAUCCAGCGAUGGGUACGACCCUGCAACUACUGAUGGAAACGAGCUCCCUUUUCCCACUGCAGUUCAGGAUCUCUCCUCAACCCAACACAGGCCUGAGCAAGAGACCAGAAACACAGAGCUGGCAACUUUCUCUGCUUCCGAUUUAACAAAAGCGGGACCCCUGCUGGAUCAGAGCCCUGUCAUCAUUCAGGACAACCGCACCUGGUUCGAAGCUCUGUCUGCCUGCCAUGCCAGAGGCCAGAUCCUGGCCGGGAGGGUCGUGCUCCAGCCGGGUCUGAAGGCUUGGCUGGGGCUGCACCGCCACGGGCUGUGGGGCUACUGGGUUUGGGCCAAUGGGAGCGCCGUGGAGGAGCCUCAGAGCUGGCGGGAAGGGGAACCGAGCGAUCCCCUAUGGGGAAACUGUGGGGCAGGGACAGGCACGGAGGAAGGAGUCCUGUGGGAAGACGAGUGUUGCGAGCAGGAGUUGUACUAUGUGUGUGAAUAGCACUCCGAAGGCCAAACGAUGCAUGGCGUGACAGCAGGGAUAGCUUAGCCGGUGGAGACACUCAAUCUCAAGCCGGUGGAGAUACUCAAUCGUCCCUUUCGACUGUGAUUAAUUGUGUUGAUUGAUGGAUUGAGCCCAUCGCUUCCCAUUAAAAGGGUUUCAUUGUAAAGACAUAGACAGUAAACAAAAUAAACGUGUAAAAAAACCCCACCUCCGAUUCCUUGUAUGAAGACAAGUGCAUGUAAAAAUCUCCCCAAAGUAAUACAUGUAUAAAAAUA